Drosophila hydei is the source of this 3080-nucleotide messenger RNA. RefSeq names its product LIM/homeobox protein Lhx1 (gene Lim1). Gene Ontology annotation, cellular component: nucleus. Lineage: Eukaryota; Metazoa; Arthropoda; Insecta; Diptera; Drosophilidae. The transcript is spliced from 7 exons. Gene Ontology annotation, molecular function: RNA polymerase II transcription regulatory region sequence-specific DNA binding; DNA-binding transcription factor activity, RNA polymerase II-specific. Bases 1068 to 2543 code for a protein of 491 amino acids. Gene Ontology annotation, biological process: regulation of transcription by RNA polymerase II; neuron differentiation. The record is from RefSeq and is a predicted model, not a curated record.
CCUUCGCAUUGCCAUUCGCUCGCGCUCGCUCUGCCGCCGUCGUCGUUGCCGUCGCCGUCGCUGUCGACGCAGCGAGUUUUCGGUGUGUUCGCCUCGUUGCUAUUGCUGCCCGUUGCUGCCGUCGCCGUUUUCAGUUUUUGUUUGACGUUCGCGUGGUGCGCUCGCAUGUUGCGGCCCGUUAUCGUUAUCGACAUCGAUACGUACCGUUACCGUUACCGUUGACGCUGCCGUUGCCGUAGUCAUUGCCUCUGCCGUUCUUUCGAAAGACGUUGCCAAAAAAAAGAAAAAACAAAAGCAGUGGCCGAACACACAACAAACAAAAAUUGUUAAACAGCUGUUCUCUGGCACUCUUCUUCUUGUUUCUCUGCCUCGACUGCUGCCCCGUCGCGUUGCGCGUCCUUAUUUUGCGUCGCGUUUCGAUGCGAUUCGAUUUUUUUUCGAGCACACAAGAAUUUGUUGCCAAAGUUUUUUUCAAGUGAGUUACUUGCCAAGGAAUACAACAACAACAACAACAAAUAGCUUCGCCUGCAUAAGAAAGUGCCAAGUGGAUUACAAGCAACAACAACAACACCGACAACAGCAAGAAGAAGAAGAAUAAGUUAACAACAAAUACAAAUCAAAACAACGACGACGACGACAACAACAACAAAUAAAUAUCAGCUGCCAGCUGUCGCGUGUUUUGCCGCCGGCAUUAAACAACACAACAAACACACACGUGCUCCACACAGCUCGCGCUCUCUCCCUCUCUUUCUCGCUCUAUCUCUGUCUCUCUUUGUGUUUGUCUCUCUGUCCUUUAGCCUCCCGCUCUCUUCUGGUCGCGCCCGCAUUCGCAUUCGCAUCUACGCUCUGCCCGCGUGCGAGUGUGUGUGCGCGUUCGUCGCGUCAGUGCGUGUGUGCGCCUCAUUAUCAUCGUGACCAUUAUCAUCUCGCCCCCCAGCCUCGAUAUAUUCGAUAACAAAAUUCUCACCGAGGCAUCCAAAGCGCCCCUCAGGGCUGUCGCGCUGGCGUCAUUUCUGGGCGACGGUUUUGCCGCCCUCGGUAGCCGAGCACCACCCGUCAAGGAUCUAAUGGCAUUUGGUGCGGUCCUCCACACAAACCAGCACAACAUAGGUCGCAGCGAGCCGCCGGUCGGCGUUGGCGAUCCUUGUGCCGGCUGCAAUAAGCCGAUAUUGGACAAAUUUCUGCUGAAUGUCCUGGAACGAGCCUGGCACGCGUCCUGUGUGAGAUGCUGCGAAUGCCUGCAGCCUCUGACAGACAAAUGCUUCAGCCGCGAGUCCAAGCUGUAUUGUCGCAACGAUUUCUUCAGACGUUACGGCACCAAGUGCAGCGGCUGCGGUCAAGGCAUUGCGCCCUCGGAUCUGGUGCGUAAGCCGAGGGAUAAGGUGUUCCACUUGAACUGCUUCACAUGCUGCAUUUGCCGCAAGCAGCUGAGCACUGGCGAGCAGCUCUACGUGCUGGAUGACAAUAAGUUUAUCUGCAAGGACGACUAUCUGCUGGGCAAGGCGCCAUCCUGCGGCCACAACUCGCUGAGCGAUUCAUUAAUGGGCUCGGCGAGCGAAGACGAAGACGACGAUGAUCCGCCACAUUUGCGUGGACCGGCGCUGGGAUUGGGCGUGCUUGGACCGAAUGGGCCAGACUCAGCGGGUGGACCGUUGGGCACCUCGGAUAUAUCAGUACAAAGCAUGAGCACCGAUAGUAAAAAUACGCAUGACGAUUCCGAUCAGGGCUCCUUGGAUGGUGAUCCCGAUGGACGCGGCGAUUCCCAGGCGGAGAACAAAAGUCCCGACGAUGCCAACGGCUCGAAGCGACGCGGACCCCGCACCACCAUCAAGGCCAAACAGCUGGAGGUACUGAAAACGGCAUUCAAUCAGACACCGAAACCGACACGCCAUAUUAGGGAGCAACUGGCCAAGGAAACGGGACUGCCCAUGCGCGUGAUACAGGUCUGGUUCCAGAACAAGCGAUCCAAGGAGCGUCGCAUGAAGCAAAUCACCAGCAUGGGCCGUCCGCCGUUCUUUGGCGGCGCGCGCAAGAUGCGCGGCUUUCCCAUGAAUCUCUCGCCGGGCGGGCUAGACGAUGGACCCGGCUUUCCCUACUUUGCUGCAGAUGCUAAAUUCGAGUUCGGCUACGGUGGGCCCUUCCAUCCGCACGAUGGCCCAUUCUUUCCCGGCCAUCCCGGCGGACCGAUGCCCUUCAAUGCGCCAGGUGGACCAAUGGAUCACAGCGGACCCAUACCGAUGGUGAACGAAUUUGGUCUGACGCCCGAGUCAACAUUUCUGAGUCAGGCGGGCGCACCGCCAAUGCAGCUGCAAACGGCUGUGGGGCCACCGCCGCCGCCACCGCCAAAUGCCGCCGAGCACUUGCUGCAACAGGCGGCCGCGCAGCAGCAACAGCAGCAGCAGGCGGCUCAGAAUGCGCAACAAGCAAGCCAAACGCAACAGCAGCAACAACAAAAUGGCCCGCGCACCGCAUCUCCAGAGUUCAUGAGCUCGGCGAACUUCAGCGAACCGCAGAAUAUGCAAAAUGAAGGGCUUGUUUGGUAAUAUACAAAACAGUUGGCAAAGCGCCUGCUGUUUCUCAAGACCUACACGCAGCGGCAGCAGCAGCAGCACCACCAACAACAAGAACAACAGCAACAAUACGAAGAGGAGUAGCAGUAAGAGCCAAAACAACAGCAACAACAACAGCAACAGCAGCAGCAAUGACAAAGCUUCGUCGCUUCGUCGACGUCAUCCUCGUCGUCGUCGUCAUCGUCGUUGUCGCUGUCGUUAUCGUCUCUGCCGCCGCCCACUGCGCGUACACUAUUGCCAUCUCGCUUCGACCCACUAGCGACUCGUAAGCAGCGCACGUCGUAUUAGAGCGAGAGAGCUGUUGCAUUGUGCGCUCGCUCUCUCGCAAUUCAAAUGAGGAGAAGUCUCGUCGUCGGUUGGCUGGCCCUGCCCCGCACCUCCGCCGCAACGCCUAUAACCCAUAAACCAAAAUGCGCUGCCUUUGGCCAAAAACAGCUGCUCAGCUUUGGUUUUCUUGUUUUUAUUAUUAUUCUGUUUAUUGUUUUAGUCUCUUUUUUUAUGACUGCGCCA